Rhopilema esculentum is the source of this 7869-nucleotide messenger RNA. RefSeq lists its product as uncharacterized. The record is from RefSeq and is a predicted model, not a curated record. NCBI's taxonomy places the organism in Eukaryota, Metazoa, Cnidaria, Scyphozoa, Rhizostomeae, Rhizostomatidae.
UCCGGUUCCUCUCUUGGGUUUGAUCAGAAUGAUUGACAAACGUUUAGUAGACGUUUUACUGAUUCAAUUUUUUUCUCUAAACACAGAACAAAACUAAGCAUCCAUUUGUAACUAUCCUUUGGAGGUUGUGAAUUUUAUGAAAAGAAAUGUGAGUGUCUUCAUUGACCAAACAAAAAAAAUUGUCGCGUUAGUAUUAUUUUUAUGUACAAGAUUUGGACAGUCCUUGUCACCUUUUGCCGUUCGAUGGUGUUAAACAUUGUUUAGCCUGUUCUUACAAAUCGUGUUUCGGAGUUAGGCCUUUGUACGCAGUCUAGCAACACAAAUUCUAGUUUGGGGAAUCAUGCUAGUUGCUUCGAGCCUCUGAUAUUUCAAGUUUGAUUUUGAUUUUGUUACUUUAAUGAAAUGAAAACAGUAAGUAGAAUGAAAACAGUAGAAUAAAAUAAGUAGAAGUCCCGCGGAAGGCACAGAGCAGAAACAUUUUUGGAAACCGAGUACUCUUACAGUGCAGAUUGCAGAAGCAUCCCAUUUCUGCCAGUUUCCAUUGCCAAACCGUUUUAAAUAAAUUCAGUUUUACAGAAAGAUCCGCUAAGUUCGAAAAAUUUAUUCAAGCCUUGCAAAAAUUGGAUGUUUUGUUGUACAAAGAUAUAACAGUGAAUUGAAUGGCCCGUUAACCCCCGUCUUUACCAUCGAGAGCCCUGUAUUCUAAAAUCUGCCGGUCCUUAUCAAUAAAGUAGGAAAAGCUGAAGGGAACUAUUUUCGGGGCUAACCUAGUUGGUCAAUGGGGAGGAAGCUCACACACGGAAAAUUUUUGCGAAAGAAGGUUGCUAGCAGGUUGCAUCUGGUCGACCAAGUGCUGCUUUUUGCAGCUCAAUAGAAAGUGUACGAUCGCACCUCUCCUGAAACGAGUUUUCCCAAUCGAUAAGUGAUGUCCUCCCGUCGAAAAAACAGCACAAUUUUCACGGAGACUUACUCUUCUACGGAGAAGAGGCCUAGGGGCCUAUACCCCCUGUAAAUGGUGGAUAGGUUUGAGAGGCGGAUCCAGACUACAGCAACCUAUGCAGAAGCCUAAGUCAGAUUCUUACAACAACAACAACAAAUGGAAACUGUCGAAAAAUUUUAAUCAAUAGUUUCUUUGGCAAAUUUUCUAGCGACGUCCGUCCUAGAUCUGCCCCCGUUGAUACCAACAACCUGCAGACGACAGGGCAUAUAUUUUACUGACGAUCUUUCGGCCUCUCCACAGAAUAGUCGAGUGGCGAUUCUAGGCUUUUAUCUGGUCCGUAUUUUCUGAAUCCAGGAUCUUGUUUGUUUUCGAGAGCCAAUCACCGCUUGUUUGAACUAUGCAAACGUCUUGUAAGCCAAUCAGAGUGUACUUCACCUCUGCAAUCUUUGGCGCGAGCGUAGGUGAGAUUUGAUUUAUCAAAUCAGAAGUAAGGCCUGCCUCUGCAGCGGUGACCUAUGCAAUUGUUCACAGUUAACCUAUGCAAUUGUUUGUUGCGACCAAUUAAAUGGGAAUUCCUUAUUGGAGCCCCCUAUUAAACAUCACUGAUACUGAUUUCAUUCAGAAAUGUUUUGGCGUUUCCAAAAGAAAAGGGCGUGGCUUCUCUUUCUGACAAAGAAUUUUUCCGAAGAACAAAUUUAAUUUAAGCUCAUUGCGGUUAAGUGGUUCCCUAACAAUGGAAAAGGAACAAAAUGUAAUGUUGUUGUGCAAGCCGAGCAAAUGGUGUGUUUUGCAAUCAACAAUAUUAAACCACAAAUCACAUCACGAACAAAUCAAAAUAAAGUCGCUCUUCGAUGUUAUUGUCAUAUCAGUUAGUUAGGUUCUUGGAUUUCAAAGCUUCGCUCAAUUUAAACUCACUCAUAUUUAUAAAAGAGCGUAUUUUUAGUGCACUGGUUUUUCCGAAAGUGAAAUUGUAUGUGAGGCCAAACAAGCUUUUGUUGCCUGGUGCACAUUUUGAACCCGGAAAUCUUUAUGGUGACCUUUCUUAUCAGAUUGUUCUUCCGUAAUUUGGAAGUGAUUUCUCGCUGGAUCACAGAGCCCGUUUCAGCUGAGUUAACGGGUAAUACCUUUCAUGGCUGAGGAGAUUUCCACUUUCAUGGAGUGGAUUGCUUCACAGUUGCAGUUUCAACGAAAGUGAUGAAAAUCAUCAUGAAAUUUGAUACUUGAAAGCUACUCGAGUAGCGAAGGCAUGUUGGCUUCAGUCGUGCAAUCGCAGGUUAUUUCAUCUGAAUACGCGUUUACAAGAUUUCUAUCAGGAAGCAUGUUCAACCUGAAGACACUUGCUUUGAAUAUUUUGAUCAUUGUGACAGCAAAGUUGAACACAAUCAAUGGCACACUUUCUGUUUCUCCCAAACCCAGCACAGCUUUAUUUACGAAUGUUUUGUCAACUCCGGCUUCCACGAUUUUAACUAACAGUGUCAGAGCCACAAGCUCAAGUUAUAAUUCUUCUAGCAUUUUACGAACUACAACUAUGAACCCAUCUUCUCUAAGAGUUUCCUCUUUCAAUGCAUCUACGACAAGAACUACUGGCUAUCACACUUCCUUUAUAACAUCGGCGUGGAACAUCUCAAUCAAUGGCAAUUCUGCCAGAACCACAGUCAGUAGUAUUCCAUUGUCUUCGAUUAGUGUUUCAAUAGGUAGGCAAAGCACCACAUUACUGUAUAGCCUUUCAUCAACCAUCUCAAGCUACAUGACAAGAAUUACAAGCUUGGAAACAUUUACUGCUGUCUCUCAAAGCUUUUUUUUGAAAACAACAGUCAAGCAUUCGUUAAGCAGCACUGUAGCUUUACUGACGGUUACUAGGCUAGGUACUAGUCAGUUGCCAACAUCGAUUUCUUCCUCGUCAAAAUACGGUGGCACAUCAGGAAGUAUCUACACAGUAGCGACAUCUCCGUUAUAUCAAACCAGUUUGUCUAGUGUAGCUUCAAGGAGUGUGUCUUCAUACCUUACGGCAUCUGACGUUCGAAGCAACACUGCUGUUACUACGUUCAAUGUAAUAACUUCUGUUACGUCAACAACUAUGUUUACCGUGGCGUCCACAGUAUUGUCUAGUGUGCCUUUAAACCUUACGGCAUCUGACGUUCGAAGCAACACUGCUGUUGCUACGUCCAAUGUAAUAACUUCUGUUACGUCAACAACUAUGUUUGCCGUUGCGUCCACAGCAUUGUCUAGUGUGCCUUCAAACCUUGCGGCAUCUGACGUUCGAAGCAACACUGCUGUUACUACGUUCAAUGUAAUAACUUUUCCUACAUCAGCAACUAUGUUUGCCGUUGCGUCCACAGUAUUGUCUAGUGUGCCUUCAAACCUUGCGGCAUCUGACGCUCGAAGCAACACUGCUGUUACUACGUCCAAUGUAAUAACUUCUGUUACGUCAACAACUAUGUUUGCCGUUGCGUCCGCAGCAUUGUCUAGUGUGCCUUCAAACCUUGCGGCAUCUGACGUUCGAAGCAACACUGCUGUUACUACGUUCAAUGUAAUAACUUUUCCUACAUCAGCAACUAUGUUUGCCGUUGCGUCCACAGUAUUGUCUAGUGUGCCUUCAAACCUUGCGGCAUCUGACGCUCGAAGCAACACUGCUGUUACUACGUCCAAUGUAAUAACUUCUGUUACGUCAACAACUAUGUUUGCCGUUGCGUCCGCAGCAUUGUCUAGUGUGCCUUCAAACCUUGCGGCAUCUGACGUUCGAAGCAACACUGCUGUUACUACGUUCAAUGUAAUAACUUUUCCUACAUCAGCAACUAUGUUUGCCGUUGCGUCCACAGUAUUGUCUGGUGUUCUUGCAAGCGCAAAAUCCACUCCAAGGUCUAGCAUCAUUCCUAUUAGUGAUACUUACACAGCAUUGACAAAGAAGGCCUCAAGCUUACAAACACCACAUCUACCAUCGUUGUCACAAGAGGCAUCAGUGCCGAUAGCAGAUUCAGUCUCCCAGCUUUCCACUACGCGGCAAUAUCUUACACCCAGUUCCAGCUCGUCUUUCAGCUCAGAGAUUGGUGAAGCAUCUGCAUCACCAUCUGAAGUGUUGAGAACACUAUAUGGCCCUUCUACAAGCUUGUUUCCAGCAUCUUUAUCGAUCAGCUUGUCUUUAGUGAACACCCAAGAAAUUGCACCAUCAGCAACAGUCAACUCAUUCAAAACCCACAGUCCCAGCAGGUUGGCGGUAACCUCCAAAUUCAGUCCGUCUGUUAGCCUGAGCUCAGUCUAUUCAUUUAAAUCAUCACUGCCGCCUUCUUCACCCAACAACAAAAAUAAUAAAAAGUCUAAUCGAGAAACCAUUAUAUUUGCGGCAGCAGGUGGAGGAGGAGGUCUUUUGCUUAUUGUGAUGAUCUUCUGUGUCAUUUUGGCUUGUCGGCGAACAAAGCGCACAAAGGGACAGCAGUCAGCAAAAAGUGCUGAAGAAGAGGAAAAAUUUGAAGGAGAUAUUGACUUUAAGAGCAAAUGGUCUACCAUGAGACAAAAUGAUAACUUCGCAAAACGCAAGCGAGAAACUUUGAUGAAUUUGGUGCUGUAUGGGGAAACAAAUGAUGCCUUUGUCUCAGAGGAGACCGCAGAUACAGCAAUAGUUAAUAUUUCUCGUAACAGUGUACAUGACGAAAGCGAGGUCGACGACAACGAUAACGAGGAGAUGAUGCCCAGGUGCGGGACGUUUUCUGGCAGAGCUGGGCGUGUCAAAAACGGAAACCAAUCCCUUAUUGAAAUUGUAAACGAGCGAAAAAAGAUACGUAAGUCAAUUUCAGAACACGUAGAUGAAAACAAUGAAGACAAGUUGGUAAUUGAACGUGUUGGUGCCCAAACAUCAGAUUCUAAGGAGAAUCGCGAAUCUCUAAGCUCAUUUGGAGGAAAAAAAGAUCAGUCUUUAAAAUCAUCCGGCGACAAAGAUUCCAGGGAAUCAAGAACAUCUCUGACUUCUUUUGGAGCUGGACAAAAUACGUUUCAAGAAGAAAAAUUGUUGUCAAACGCUUCUGAAAAAAGCACGGAUCACGUUGAUUGUAAGCCAGAAAGCGAUGAAGAUGCUAGAACUGAAGAAACUAAACUUGAUAAAGAAUCGCCUCUGGAGGAAAUUGAACAGGCAGAAAGCACCGAAAAUACAGCCAAUGCCAAUGAAAUUAUUUGUGCAUAUUCCUGUUAGAGAAAUGUGACGAUAAAAAACGUCUUUACGAACUUGGCAAACGGUAACAAUUCAAGUAUUGGAGCAGCAUAGAUUGAAGCAGCGAGAGUAAAUGUAUGAGGUAAAGAGCUUAAAAAGUUUAAACUAUGUAUUUCCUAGCAUUUCAUCGUAUGGUGAAUUAAAAGUCCAUUAUCUUGAAGGUUUGGAACUGUGUUUAUUUGAAUCGCUUAUGUAGUUAUAGGAAAUUUCGUGUUUGCGGGUAGUCAGAUAAUUCUCCUAAAUAAACUUAAAGAGUUAACUAGACGAAAGUGAAUGUUAUUAAAGAAACCAGCAAUUAAAAAGUUUAUGUCAUUGAUAUGGUAGUUGUCGUAGGCAAUUGCGAAUAAAUAUGCAUGGUGUCUUCUUUUGCAAUGGUAGAUGACGCGGUGAAGUAAACAGAUGUAGAUAGCAUAAGUAUGGCGAAAACCAAUUAAGAUUCAGCAAAUUCAUUAGCUAGUGGAAGGAAAGGAAAAAGAUUAGGAAAAAGAAAAGAAAGGCAGGAGAAAUAAUUAAAAGAGCUUAUGAGGAAGAGAUCGGUCGAAAAUGGAUUUCUGUUUAGCAAUGUUUAUCAUAGAAAAGCAUAGAAUAAUGCGAGUUGUUUAAAGUUAGACGGCUUAAGGCUUUAUCAACGAAUCCCUUUUAGGUUAGAGAACGUGCUCAGCAAAACCCCCUUUCAAUAUCACGAGGGGGAUCUGUCACCUCAUAAUUUUUUCUGGAUUUUUUAAGGGGAUAAGAUACUUCAUUACUGCCUUUCUGGUCCGUUUUGUUUUGUUGACAUAGAAUUACGUAUAAUCAUAAUGAUGACCAAAGGUUGAAAAGUGGGGGGGCCAAGGGAAAAUUUAACACCCAUAACAAAAGAUUUUGAAAAAACUCUAUUGUUUGGCAAAAAAGUGGGGGGGCCAAGGCCCCCCGGUUCCCCCCUUCGUCGAAGGCCCUGAUAACGUAUUCUGAUAGAAGUCGUUUUCAGGACUAAGUUUGUAGUACUUUGAACUCUUACCUGACACUGAAACUCUAUAGCUAAGCUCGAUAUACUUUAUAAUUAAAAGACCUUUACUUCAUGUUGGUCAGUUCAUUUUUCCCGAUUUUGAUAUUUUCAUAUUAGUGAUUGCUCGUAAUUAAAGUGUAAUUAAGAAACAGGUUGACAAGGUAACUUUAAUAAUAUAUAGAUGUAAAAUGCACAAAAAAGAUUGUUUAAAAUGUUUGUAAUUUUUUAUGUGAAAUUUAUCUGUACAUUCGAGAAAGUGAUCUGUAGGUGCAUUAGUACUAUAAACUUAAACUGUUGUCAUUGUAUUUUUUCUAUUGUUGGUGCUUACUAUUGUGUCCAUACCAAUUAAGGGUAACGUUAAGCAACAUCAGGGAUGAUGGCACAAGAUCGUCAAUUGCAGCAAAAUUAACAGAAAAUUUUAACUGCAAGAAGCAACUUCGUGAUUAAAUGUUUGAAAAGGUUUAUGUUUCGACUGAUUUUGUUUCAAAGUAAAGGGAUUAUGACCCCUUGAAAGCCAUAGUUGGUAAUUCUGACCAUUGGAACCUUAAGAGGGUUUGUAAAACGUUUUUAGUUUGUGGCAAAUCGUCUAGUAUCAAACAUUUUGUAUAAAAAUUGAGUCAGGGACAGUAAGAUUUUUAAAUACUUAAAGGGCUAAGAGCCUUUUAGAUCGAACUUGGAAGUAGUCUCUUUGGAUUGAAUGAGCAGCUAUUGUAUGACAAUGUGUAGUUUAUUUACCCCCAGCUUCUUUUGCCCCACAACACCCUUGUCAAUGACAAAGAAGGACAGUGGUUAUAAGCAACUUUUUCCUUCAUAACCCAUACAUUUGUUAUUUUUUUAAGAUGUUAAUUUUUUUUGCAGCUUUAUUGCGAAAAUUUUCAGCAUGGGAGCCAAAUCUAAACCCUUGUUUUUCUAUCUUUAUAAUGAUGUUCAAAUUGACAUCCAUUUUUGAAUAUUUCUAAAGCAUCUAAGACAAAUAUUUGAUUGCUCUGAAUAUUUCCCUUAGUUUCUAAGAUAAGAUCCCUAAGGAGCUUUAAAUUUUUGAAUAUUUUUAUCACUGCAAACAAUCAAGAAUUAGAAAGCUGGUUCCAUUCAUUCAGAGUUACAAAUCACAUGAAUUGUUUCCUACAAAAGUGGCUAUCGAGUGAUUCAUUGUGUAAUUCUGAGUGUCUCGUCUUCCUUCCUGAUUGAAUUUCCACUUUUUCAUGUAUGAAAUUUCUUUCUAGUCUUCUUUCUGUUUUUCAACUUGAUUUUAGCUCCAGUUAAGAAUCAAAGACACCAAUACAGAAUUCUAAUGUACUAUGUGCAAUUUUCAUGUGUAGUUGAAUUAAAAAGUAUUAAGGAACCAUAAGUACUAUAAUUUGAUAAAAAGAGGUCCAAAAACAAGGCCACGAGCUAGGUCUCUUAUAAAAUGAAUCCUGGAAAAGACCAAUUUGGAUUAUUUGUGAUUAGAAUAAUGCAGAAAGUUAAGGAAAUGCAGUGAAAGAAGAAUGGAGAAUGCAGAGAAAGAUAAUUAGAAAAAUGGUCUAGAAUUAAAAGAAUAGAGAAUCACCGAAAGUUUCCGAUAAUUUUGGAGCUUAAGGGGUGCUAUAUUAUAGCCUCCUAUUUCUAAAGCAACUGUGCCUCUAUGUAGAGACCAAAAUGUACCUCUGGCUUUAGCAAAAAGUAGGUUUGUAAAUUUUCUACAUACCGUUAUAUUUUGAUAGCUAGAGCUACGUUAAAUUCUUUCUUUUCGAGCUUCCACGG